AUGAUUCAAAGUUCACUUGCCUCAGACUAUUCAAAACAAUAUGCUGACUUUAUUGAGGCAUUUGAAAAGCUUUUCCAAAUCAAAUAUAACGAAUCUAUUGAAGAUAUUUGCAAUAUUAUUACCAACGUUUUGAUUACGAAGUAUAAACUUUCAAUCAAGCAACUUAAAAAGAUUAUUCUCAUGGCAUCUCAAUACAAUUAUUCUUCUAGAGAAAAUUACAUCAGAAUACUCGAGCAUAUUGGUGCUGACUUUUCUAAAAUUCAGGCAUCAAUAUUCCCGAUGGAGGAUUCAAUUGAAUUUAUAGUUAUGCAUGAUCAAAUUGAUAAGUUCAAGGAAUAUAUUACUCAAAAAAGAAUAGAACUUGAUCUAUGUUUUCUUAGAAUUCCUGAUAUUUCAAACACAUUUCAUUCUAUAAAGUUAUCAUUGAUUGAAGCAUGUGCCUAUUUUGGAUCUGUUAACAUUUUCCAUUUCUUACUUUCAAAUCAAAUAUGCGAAAAGACACAGAAUUGUCUUCACUGCUCAAUAAUUGGCAGAAACACAGAUAUUAUCAACGAAUGUUUGAAAGAUUAUGAAAUAAAUAUUGAUUGUCUCAAAUACAUUGUAAGCUCACAUAAUAAUGAAAUGCUUGAAUAUGUCAUUGAAAAUAAAGAUUUUGUAUUUGAAGAAUGGAUUCAAAAUAUCAAAACAUCCGAAUUGCAGCAGAAUUUAAAAGAAAAGAAAUAG
Messenger RNA from Trichomonas vaginalis G3, 723 nucleotides. RefSeq names its product spectrin binding. The coding region runs from base 1 to 723 and encodes 240 amino acids. The record is from RefSeq and is a predicted model, not a curated record. Lineage: Eukaryota; Parabasalia; Trichomonadida; Trichomonadidae. The transcript has a single exon.